This is a messenger RNA of Homalodisca vitripennis (glassy-winged sharpshooter), 1459 nucleotides long. Its product is annotated as neuropeptide CCHamide-1 receptor-like. The record is from RefSeq and is a predicted model, not a curated record. NCBI's taxonomy places the organism in Eukaryota, Metazoa, Arthropoda, Insecta, Hemiptera, Cicadellidae. Gene Ontology annotation, biological process: G protein-coupled receptor signaling pathway. The transcript has a single exon. Gene Ontology annotation, molecular function: G protein-coupled peptide receptor activity. Gene Ontology annotation, cellular component: membrane. Bases 3 to 1124 code for a protein of 373 amino acids.
CUAUGGAUUCCCAGAGAAAUGCCUCUGGAUGGAUGCACGGUUACGAGAAUGAUACUGAAUUGGUUGGCUACGUUCCUUACUCUGAACGACCGGAGACGUACAUUGUGCCAGUAGUGUUUGCGAUCAUCUUCCUAGUGGGAGUGUUGGGGAACGGUACACUGGUCUUCAUCUUCGCGCGUCACCGCACCAUGAGGAACGUUCCCAACACUUAUAUAUUCAGUCUGGCUCUGGGAGAUCUGCUCGUAAUCGUUAGUUGUGUGCCAUUCACAUCCACUCUGUACACGAUAGAGUCAUGGCCCUGGGGUGAGCUGAUCUGCAAACUGUCCGAAGCGACCAAGGACGUCUCCAUCGGCGUGUCCGUGUUCACUCUGACCGCCCUCAGUGCCGAGAGGUACUGUGCCAUCGUCAACCCCAUCAGAAGUCACAUCUCCUCCAAGCCGCUCACCAUCAUCACGGCAGUACUUAUCUGGAUCAUGUCUUUGAUACUGGCCCUUCCUGCAGCCAUAUUCUCCAAUGUCCAGUCUGCGGAUGUGCAAGACAACCAUACGAUCUUGUACUGCUCGCCCUUCCCGAGGGAAUACGGUUCUACGUACGAGAAAGGAAUGGUCCUUUUUAAAUUCCUUGCUUACUACGCAAUUCCUCUGUGUGUGAUCGCAGGUUUCUACGUGCUCAUGGCCAGGCAUCUCAUGCUCAGCACCAGGACUCUACCUGGUGAACACAACCCCUGCAAGAGCCAGUCGAAUCAGAUCCAGGCGAGGAAGAAAGUCGCCAAGAUGGUUCUAGCUUUCGUUAUCAUAUUCAUAAUGUGUUUUCUGCCUUAUCAUAUAUUCAUGUUGUGGUUCCAUUUCUAUCCAUCUUCACAUGACGACUACGACGACUUCUGGCACGCUUUCCGCAUCGUCGGCUUCUGCCUCAGUUAUAUCAACUCUUGCAUCAAUCCCAUCGCUCUGUACUUUGUGAGCAAAGCGUUUCGCAAACACUUCAACCAGUACCUGUUCUGCUGUGUGAGGCCCACCAACGAAAUCGGUGACAAUACUCUGAGUCAUCUCAACAGCUCGACCUUCCGCAGACACAACUCCGUGAUGACCAGUCACUACUCGAUCAGCCACAGUGACAAGUCCUGACGAUUCGUAUGGUGUGUCACCACGCUCGACCGCAACUGACCGACAUUAUUUGGUUUACUUUAGCAUGUAUUGUAGUAUUACAACUAUCAGCACGUUUUAUAGUAUAUUGAUACAGGUAGUAUGUGAUUGGUAAAAAUUAAACUUCUUCGUUUCACUAUAUAUUUGAUCCUUUUUGCCUUGGAUAUCUACCUUACAUAGUAAUUUAUCGCACCACAUUAAUAAACCUUGAAUUCAGCAAAUCUUUAAUAUUUAUUAAUCAUUAUAUUUUUACAGUUUUUAUGAAAAUUUCAUGAGUAAGUGAAUAAAAAUUUUAGGUUUUUUAAUUACCAUUUCUG